CUGAUACCCGCAAUGGUCACACUGGAAAGAAAGCAAAACGAAAACAUAAGCUGCUGCAAAUUGAAUAAAAUUAAUGCUGAAUAGCAAUUAACAAAUAAUGAGCGCCCAUCAUAGGCCACUUGACGAGUCAGAUGUUAUGCUAAUACGCACGAUACGUUCAACACCAUCGUUGUACGACCACAGACAUGGCGACUUUCGCCUAUCACAAAGAAAGGAAGAGGAUUGGGCCAAAGUGGCCAAGACCCUAAAUAUUUCAUCGCCCGACGCGCGACGCAGAUGGACGUGUCUACGGGAUCGUUAUUCGCGCGAGUUGAAGCAAAUGCGUUUGCAUCCGUCCUCGGAAUUUGGUCGAAAUGAAUUCUUCAGGCAAAUGGACUUUUUGCGGGAGUUUGUGCGGAAGCGUCGUGAGAGAAGACGCCGUGAAGAUGAUGAUACGCCAACAAAUUGGCUCAAAGCUGAGGUGCGAACGGUGAAAACGAAAUCACGCCCAGUGCCAGACCCACUUAUUGAACAGGACUUAGAUGAGUCGCAGGUGUACGACGAUUGUGACCACAACUACGACGCGGAUGCCAAGCUGGAAGUGCAGACGACACAAUCGGAAAGUUACUCUGUGCUCGUGGAAGCGGACGAUGGAGAUGGACAUGAAUCAUAUGAGGAGUAUAUGGGCGAUUCCGAGUCGGCCGAUCAAAAAGUCUUGCCACCGUUGCAACCAUCGCCCUCGCUGGUCACAGUCCACAACGAUACACCGACGGCGGGGAAUGCGUCCACGUCGGGUGCCUCGCCGUCCGAUGCUGGACAUUCGCAGACGGACAUUGAAUUUAUGGUCUGUAUGCCGAACAUGAGAGUUGAAGCGGAGCAUUUGCCGCCCAUUAAGCCCGAGGCAUCGCCCGGCUUUGAGGCAGUAAGUGCACCAGCCACUGCCGCCACUAGUGCGUCCAACGAAACCGAGGACGACUUCUUCUGCAAAUCCGUGGCAGCUUAUUUGCGGCAAUUAUCGCGUCGUCAUAAGAUUAAGGCAAAAGUGGAAAUGUACCAGAUUCUGGAGAAGUACAUAUUGCUGGAGGAGUCCACGACAGGGACACCUGGGACAAGUCAGAAUGAUUAAGCAGGAAUACUACAUAGCGACAUAUAUGUACAUAUAGUUUUUAAA
This is a messenger RNA of Drosophila arizonae, 1150 nucleotides long. It is a transcript of the gene hng1, whose product is annotated as hinge1. The record is from RefSeq and is a predicted model, not a curated record. Gene Ontology annotation, biological process: regulation of transcription by RNA polymerase II. Gene Ontology annotation, cellular component: transcription regulator complex; nucleus. Gene Ontology annotation, molecular function: DNA binding. NCBI's taxonomy places the organism in Eukaryota, Metazoa, Arthropoda, Insecta, Diptera, Drosophilidae.